GGUUUACAUUUACGACUUUUCGUGUGGCGACCAUGUACAGACUAUGUGACGACGUGAUGUCGGCAGAAAUCGGCACAAGUAGGCAGAGAUAGGCAGGGGGUCUGUGGGAGGUCUGUAGAAUCGUCACAAAUUCUGUUUGGAAGUCGUAGGUCGGCACAAGUUUUCAGAAAAUUUUGAAAACUUGGUGCGACUUGCGAGCGACUGACGAUGUCGUCACUAGUCGUUACACAAUGUCGUAACAAGUCUGCAGGACAUCGCAAAAAUCGGCAGACAUCGUCAGAAAGUCGGCACAGUCGUAACACUUACGAAAUGUGACGACGUUAUGACGAGCAUGUGACGAUGUGACGACUUCUGUGGCGACGUGAUGUUACGACGUGUGACGAGAUGUGGCGAUUUGUGGCGACUUUGUCAAAAAAUUUUGCGACCUUGUGUGGCGACGUGACGAGGUGUGUGACGACGUCUCCGAUCGCAUUACGACCAUGUGGCGACCAUGUGGCGACCAUGUGACGAUGAGGUGGGGACCCCGCCUUGACUUGCGAUCACCCAGACCGAGGGCUGCCAUGUAUAUAUAAGGCGCUACGAAGAACACUUGCCAUUCAUUCUUCCACUGACCACCAGCCUGAAAACACCUCUCCAAAGAAAAACCAGCCAGCAACCAGCAUGCCACGCUCCACUCAGCCACGCAAGAAGACUACCGGACAACAGCAGCAAGUCAUGGAAGUCACCCCUGACGAGGAGUGUACAUCAGGAACCGAAAGCCAGCAACAAGAAGAACCCAAUGUACUUGUGCAACCUGAACAAGCAAGCACUAGUGAAGGUCCUCCACCCCCACCACAACCCAAGAAGCAGUACCGUGUGUCCCACAAGAACAUCGAGGACUACAAGUUCACUGAGGAACAAGUUCAAACCCUGGUGGAUUUUAUCAAGGAACACCCCUGCCUCUACGAUAAGAGGCACAGAGAGUAUUCGAACCACCGCACAAAAUUGGACUUGUGGCAGCAGUGUGCAAGCUUGUUCCCCAGCGCUACCCACCUACAGUGCCGCAAGUACUUUGAACAGAAGAGGACGGCCUUCGGCAAAAUAGAGGCCAUGGAAAUGAAGAGCGGUGCUGAGGCAAGAGCACGGACUGCACGGGAGGAGGACAUCAUGAAUACUUGGGGUUUCUUCAAGGGCCACAUAGCCCACGCAACAACGACAUCAUCCCAACGAUUCUCCUCAGGCCACGAGUCAUCCUCCAACAGUGACGCUUCGGGCUUGUCAGCUGCUUCCAUCCAGCGCCGGAAGGUUCUGAAGAAGAGGCGCAUGGGAGAUGUCACAUCACCAAAGGACGCCACCAAUGACCCAGAACCUGAGGACACCAGAGUCAUCAGUAACUUGAUUGAGCGGGCGGCAGCAUUGACCCAGCAGCAGCCGCAACAGCAAGCAUCGUGGUGUGGCACUGAAAUAGAAACUUUCUCCAAAUUGGUGGCCUACAAGAUGGCGAAUGUGCACCCGGACGACCUGGACGAAGCCAUGAUCCAGGUGCAGUGAGUCAUCCAGAGGUUCGUGGCGAAGAGAAAGUCUGCCCCAACACCUGCCCAGCCUCAACCUGUCCAGCCUCCACCUACAACAAGACCUGCAACUCCUGCCACUUUUGCCCAGUGGAUGCCCAUACCACCAAAACCCAUGACACCGUCACCAGCCGGAUACCAGUCAAUGCCUCAGCACACCAUGCCCUAUGCUAUUCCUUCAACCAGCGGCUACCAACCUACAUAUGGGCCACCUCCUGUGGGCCCUCCUCACAGCCUGCAGCCACUCCAACAGUAUCCACCCCAGUCGCUUGGGUACGUUGCUGUUGGUGCCUCGACCUCUACAAACGUCCAAACAGUGUCUUCUCCAUCCAAGUCCUUCCUGCAGCAAAUAGACACACUGUCACCACUCACUCCACAGAUGACGACCCAGGAGCAGUUCCUCUCACCCAGCAGCAGCCUCAACACCCCAAAAGUAGCCGAUGUUGCAGAGGAGACUUAAUAAAUAUGUAAAAGGAAUUAUAAAUAAAUGAAAUGUAAUUUCUUUUUAAUAUAAAUGUAUAAAAUUCAA
Messenger RNA from Eriocheir sinensis (Chinese mitten crab), 2079 nucleotides. RefSeq lists its product as uncharacterized. Lineage: Eukaryota; Metazoa; Arthropoda; Malacostraca; Decapoda; Varunidae. The coding region runs from base 661 to 1530 and encodes 289 amino acids. The transcript has a single exon. The record is from RefSeq and is a predicted model, not a curated record.